CCCCCCCGGAUUGGUCCCAUCGUCGAGGUGUUUCCAAGGAAGCAGCAAUAAACGGAAGUAAAUCCAUCUCUAAACAUGGCUGUUUGCUUUGAAUACAUAAAAUUAAGUUAACUGAUAUGUAACGUCGUAUGGGGAUGUUAUUAAUGUGCUACUAGCUAGACAGGUACGUCUAUGAGGCACAGUAAUCAUGUUCACUGAUGAAACUUUGGAUGCCUUGGGCGUUGAGUCGCUGUGGAGGAAAUCGCAACAGUUGGCACAGGAGUCGGUAUGUUCUGUUGACAACCUAAUUAGCUGGCAUCAGAGGUUUUGCUAUUGCAUGCUAGCUGAUUAUUGGUUUAGCUAACUAUCUAUUUCGUGUACGUUUACCUACCUGGCUAUAUAUGACAAGGCUAUAGGCCCUGAAAAGAUCAGACACAUGAAUACUACCAGUGGAGAAUAUUGCUAAAGCUCCUGAAUCUGCCAAUCGAUGCCUUCUUUAGCUAGCCAAAAUAGCUAGCUAGUUAGCGAUGAUGGUCUGGAGCGACAGUCUGCACAUCACUGAUCAGUGUUGGUGAUGGGCUGACCACGUGCAUUGUCCAAAGUGUCAUUUUCAGCGUUGUUGUGAAGCCCAACAUAUUUCUAAACAUACUAGUAGCUAGUUGACUAGGUACAAAAAAGUGGGUUUCUCAUCAACAGUUGGUGGAAUUACUGACACACUUGGGUCAACUGGAGUCAGAAACAUUAUUUGUGCAAUAAUCAAGCCAGCUAUGGGCAUGCUUUGACAUUAUAUAGGCCUAAUAUAACCCUAGUAGGCUAUGUCUGUUGUUGGUUUUUCAGAGAGGUUGUCAGACCCGGCCCGUACACACAGCUGAGGCUGAAAUACAGCCCCUGCUUAAUGCAGAUAAUGGCACCCAGACGGAUCCACAAGACCACCUCACAGACCAACUCCUCCUUGAAAGUGAGCUGCGACCAGAGUCUCCUGGGCUGAGGGACUUCCUGCAUCGAGUGGAGGACAUGGUUGUCAAGGAGUUGGCCAAUAACGCCAAGAGUCAUGCGUUUGAUGGGUUCGACGUGAAUUGGGAGGAUCAGAACGAGACGGUGAGAAUAGUAUAAGUAACACACUAACAAAACUAAUCACACAGUGUGCAUUAUUUUCAUGUUACAAAAAAAAGAAAAACGUUCGUUUAUUUAGUAAAUAUUUUCUUAACUCUUAUUUCCUUAAAACUGCAUUGUUGGUUAAGGGCUUGUAAGGACGCAUUUCAUGGUAAGGUCUACAGCUGUUCUAUUCGGGCAUGUGACAAAUAACAUUUUAUUUGAUAUUGGACAAACUAUAUAUUUUUAUUUUUAUUUCCCCCUGUUGUAUUGUCAAUUCUAAAAUGUGUUUGUGUGUAGGUUUCAUGCAUGCAUCGUCUCCAGCACCCCAGUGCCCAGGAGAAGGGUCUUCAAGUUACCAGCAUAUCCUGGAGUUGCACAGGUUCAGUAAUCGCCUGCGCCUUCGGUCGGUAUGUUCAAACUCAAGACUUCAGUCUUCCUUCACAUUCAUUUGCCAACAUCAUAGUUGUGUAGCCAAAAGUUGAGGUGAACAGUGAUCUAUCUGUUCUCUGUCUCAGUGUUGAUGACGGAGACUGGAGCACAGAGAAGUCCUGUGUGUGCACUUGGAAUCUGGACCGCAGAGGCCUGAACCCCAAACGACCAGACACGGUCAUAGACGUGGCCAGGCCUGUCAUGUCUCUGUCCUUCCACCCCUCUCAACCCUCUCUCAUAGCUGGUAUACACUUCCAUGUUGCUUCUGCCAGUGGUUUGAUCACCUACUGAUCUCAGUACAUAAAUACAACGGUCCUGUGUACCACACUCCUUCUUACUUAUCUCACCAUCCACCCAACGCCACAGGAGGUCUUUACAGUGGAGAGGUAGUGGUCUGGGACACGAACAGGACACAGGACCUCAUUUUGGCGCAAACAGGAAUGUCGACCGACACUCACCGGGAGCCAGUCUACCAGGUAUAGACAUCUCAUACUGUCUCCUAUGGCACUAAAAUACACAUGUUAACCGAUGGUAAAUGCUUUAUCUAGUAUUGGUUAUUCUCAUGGUGUAAUUUAUACACAGUCCCUAUGGACUGUAGGUCCCUUGUAUAUUAUUAAUAAACUACAUGAAUAUCACAUAGUGGUGAGAUAAUCUUUAUGAGAUGACGACAGUAAGAUUUUGAUACCAGGGUCGUGUUCAUUAGGCACCAAACAGAAGACAAGGGAUUGAAACUGUGAGGGACUACCUGGACUUGUCCAAUAAGAAACACACGUUUUCAGUAGCAAGCCAUAAUAAACAGGACACAGGUCUGAACAAGUGUGUUUUCAGGUAGCCUGGGUCCCCGGACCAAGGCGAGGGGAGAUGGUGGUGCUGAGUGCUGGCUCUGGGGGCAGGGUGCUGCUGUGGACAGUGGACUCAGACGAGGGGAGGCUGGUGCUCAGUGCCGGCUUUGCCCUCGUCAGACAGCAGGUUCCUCACAACAGUGCACUGAGCAAGGUGAGACUCGGGAUACAGGGGCCAACGUGGUAUGCCAACGUUGUGAUUUAUAAACCGUGAAAAUUUAUUUCGAUUUUACAUGAAAAUGUGUGAUAAAUAGAUGAAAUAUGAUUGUGUUAUUUACAAAACUGUAUGAAUGUUUUAUAGACAUUUAUCUAUAGACAUUGUUUUCUUAAACCUUCCAAAAAUACUCUCCUUCUGAAGUUGUUCUUGUAACGGUACCUACCUGCCUGCCUGCUACAGGGCAGAGGGAGCAGCAAUGUGGGGGUCACCUCCCUGGCCCUGUCCCCCUGGGACUUGGAUACAUUCCUGGUGGGCUCUGAAAGCGGCCUGGUCCUCAAGUGCUCCUUCUCAGCCCAGACGCUGGCGGCAGCGCCCCCCGAUGGAGAGAGUGUGACGCUGCGUGCCCCAGCCCAGUUCUCCUUCAGCCCCCGAGGUGGCCCCAUCCACUCCUUGCACUGCUCCCCUUUCCACAGGUGAGCGACACGUGGGUGGGAAGGUCGCAAUGGCAUACUCCUCACAUCCUCGUCUCCUUCUCAAAACCCAUUGGAUGAGAAACCAGAGGUCCCUCCCCUCUGACCUACAAUGGGUUUUGAGAAGGAGUCGAGGAGAGAGGAUGGGAGGAGUAUGCAAUUGAGAUGUUCCCCAUGGUUCAGGUCAGGUCUGAAGGUGGUUUUAGUGAAAAUUAUCCAGACCGAAUGCUUGAGACUAUGGUUUAAGAUUUACAAAAAUAAGAAAACUGAACAUUCCUUUACUCGAACCUCUGAAUUAGUCGUUAUACUGUUUUGAUGCCAAAACCCUGGAACGAACCAGUGCUAUUCAUGUUUACUUGUUGUUUGUUACAGUUUGCCCUGUUCCUAUAGUACAUUUGGAAGCGUGUAGCUAACUCGCAUCUCGUAAUGGAUCUCAAAAUAAGCUUUGAACUCUGCAGCUGUAAAACCUUUGUAAAAUGCUUUAUGGUACCAUAUCAUUCUGUCAAUGAAUCAAAGUUAUUAUCUAGUCGUCUCCCAUUUCGUGUCUAAGGAACCUGUUUGUCAGUGUGGGGACCGACGGCCUUGCCCACCUCCACUCUCUGCUGCAGCCCGAUCCUCUGCUCUCGCUGCGGGUGUCCGACUCCUAUGUGUUCGGGGUACGCUGGUCGCCAACGAGGCCCCUUCUCUUUGCCGCUGCCACAGGACAAGGUAUGCUCCAUUUCAGCUCAUUCUCAAUUGGUUCAUAGAACAUCGCUAUAAAUAGUCUGACUUGAGCCAGAGUUAAUAUAUUGAAAAUCAUAAAGGGCCCUAUUCAGACUUGCGAUAAGUCAACAUCCAAAAAUGUUCACUUAAAUCCAUGUUAAGUCUACUUAUCAAGUCUGAAUCAGGCCCUAACUGCUAAAAACAGUGGCACAUCUUGAUGUAAAGUUAACUCACCAGUUCAAUUAACUUUUAGUUUUUCACUAAACAGCCAAGUUUAAAAGCCCAUAACCUUCUCUCUUCCCAGGUCUGGUGCAGAUAUUUGAUCUGGGCAGGAAGUCACUGAGACCAGCAGCCACCAUAGACCAGCUGACGGGUGGCCAACCAGUCUACUGCCUGGAGUUCAACUCCAGACGGAAAGACCUCCUAGCGGUGGGCAAUGCCGACGGCUCCGUCAACAUUUGGCACCUGAGCACGGAGCUGACGGAACAGGGGCCCCGAGAGACCGCCAAGCUGGAGCAACUAGCCAAUGAGGUGGCAGAGUGAGACGAGGCAGGAAGGAGAGGGCCAAUGAAGUUAAAGAAUAACAGGGCUGUGGAUGUAUAUAGGUAGAAGAACGUGGGUUUUUAGUUUUUGUGCCAUAGUAUUUUAGAUUUGUAUCCUUUUGAGAUGGUGAAACGUCAACUAUUACUCAGUAGGUACUGAAGACUGGUUAUUAAGGCCUUCAUUGUUUGUUUUUGUACUGAAAUAAAACAUAAGAGUGGAUUCAUGUUGUAAUAAAGGCAC
Coregonus sp. 'balchen' is the source of this 4457-nucleotide messenger RNA. The record is from the annotation of a GenBank genome assembly. Lineage: Eukaryota; Metazoa; Chordata; Actinopteri; Salmoniformes; Salmonidae.